Cylicocyclus nassatus is the source of this 624-nucleotide messenger RNA. Lineage: Eukaryota; Metazoa; Nematoda; Chromadorea; Rhabditida; Strongylidae. The record is from the annotation of a GenBank genome assembly.
AUGUCGACGACUACAUCAAAUCACUUGCAUUUGUACAAAAAUACUGGUCGAUGUUCAGCACUGAGGAAUGCACUCAAAAUGAGGUGUGCUGAAAAACUGCGCGAAAAGAGACUCAAGCAGUUCAAUUCGCGACGAGAUCUUGAACACGUAGUGCGAGAAACGGUUACUACCGAGAUGAAGUCUGAAUUUGCCGACUAUGAUCCUGACAGAUUGUUGGAGCUUUACGAAUCAAUCACUAAAGCCCUUCUCCAGGAAGAAUAUGAUGACAUGCAAAGGAUGGAAGAUGAGCAGUUAGCAGCAGAUGUGGAAGAGUUUCUAAACCCACCAGUAUACUGCCCAUCCUGCUUACGUUCACCAUUGACCGUGGACACGCGGUCAGCCACAUGUCAGAAUUGCCAUUUUCGACAUGAGUUUAACACCGAACGUACUCCGCCUACUCAAUCCGAGCUGAGAAGAUUACUCUCAGAAGGAUUUCUCACUCAUGAAGCAACGGAAUGCGGAACGCAACCGCGAGCCGUGCAGCGCGAUGGCCGACUAGGGUUGUAUUGCGACGAUUGCGAGUCUUCUAUGUGCCUCUUUCAAUUUGAAUAUCUCAAAUUGCUUUAUCAGUCAUCUUAUCUCUAG